Molecule: messenger RNA, 7911 nt
Organism: Pelobates fuscus (common spadefoot toad)
Lineage: Eukaryota; Metazoa; Chordata; Amphibia; Anura; Pelobatidae
Product: mucin-2-like
Exons: 14
Coding region: 604-6732 (2042 amino acids)
Biological process (GO): positive regulation of dendritic spine morphogenesis; positive regulation of axon extension; neuron projection morphogenesis
Cellular component (GO): site of polarized growth; lamellipodium; dendrite
Molecular function (GO): actin filament binding
Source: RefSeq, a predicted model, not a curated record
AUGAAGAAAGGAGGACCGAUAUCCAGUGAGGACUGAGUGCUACUUGCUAAGUAACAGGGAUUGUUAGAGUGAGAGUCCCUGCCAGGAAGUGACAGGGAGUGAGUGUGAGUUACAGAGACAGUGAGUGUGAGUAACAGACAGUGAGUGUGAGUAACAGACAGUGAGUGUGAGUAACAGGGACAGUGAGUGUGAGUAACAGACAGUGAGUGUGAGUAACAGGGACAGUGAGUGUGGGUAACAGACAGUGAGUGUAAGUAACAGACAGUGAGUGUGAGUAACAGACAGUGAGUGUGAGUUACAGAGACAGUGAGUGUGAGUAACAGAAAGUGAGUGUGAGUAACAGAUAGUGAGUGUGAGUAACAGGGACAGUGAGUGUGAGUUACAGACAGUGAGUGUGAGUAACAGACAGUGAGUGUGAGUAACAGACAGUGAGUGUGAGUAACAGGGACAGUGAGUGUGAGUAACAGACAGUGAGUGUGAGUAACAGACAGUGAGUGUAAGUAACAGACAGUGAGUGUGAGUAACAGGGACAGUGAGUGUGAGUAACAGACAGUGAGUGUGAGUAACAGGGACAGUGAGUGUGGACUCUGCCGUGGACUCACUAUGAAUCCCAUUAACCUGGACACUUACAGCUUGUCGCUACUCACUGCCAAGGAGGAUAUACUCAACGACAGGAGCUCCACUAACUGGGCGGUAUUUACAUAUGAAAAACACUGGAACCUGAAGUUAGCAGAUUCUGGGGCCGGCGGACUGGACGACUUAAUUAAAAAACUUAGUAGUAGAUCUAUCCUAUAUGGAUUGUGCCGAGUGAUGGACCCCAAUACCCAGACAGCCCGAAUCAUCCUUAUUCACUGGGUUGGGGAGCAGGUGAAUGAAUCACAGAGAGAAAUUUGCAAAGAGCAUCUUCCGGCCAUCAAGGUCUUCUUCAGGGAUGCCAAUGUGCUGAUCAGCGCCUGCCGGGUGGAGGACUUAAGCCAGGAGAAGGUGAUGGAGACUCUAAAUAAAAUAGCUCAGCCUGGCAGGGUCCCCCGCAAGUCCUACGUUCCAGGAUCACAUCAGGUGGUAGGCACAAACUAUCGGAAAACAAACCCUGCCAUCGAGAUGAAAUUCAGUAAGAGAGAGUCUUUCUGGGAGAGAUCAGAGAGGGAGGAAGAGAGACGGAAAGAGGAGGAACGAAUCAGACUCCUGGAAGCGAGGAUUGCUUGGGAGAAGCAGCGAGUACAGAGAGAGAGAGACGAGGAAGAGGAGCGAGAGCGCAGGAUUCGAGAGAAGGAGAGACUAGUGGAGGAACAGAGAAAAGAACAGGCACGAUUAGAGGCUGAACAUCGUAGGAUAGAAAAGGCUCGAUGGGUUCAACAGCAAAAAGAAUAUGAGGAGGAGAUUAAAGGGAAAUACCGUCGCAGUCAGUCCAUUGAGAUGGCAGCGGAGGCUGCUGCUCUCAUAUCUAGUCGGUCCAUGCAUCCUCGGGAAUUCUUCCAACAGCAGGAGCGUUCUGUUUCGUACUCAUUCUCACCUCCAUCUACUCCAAACUCACCUUCCAGAUCUACACCCAGUUUCCUUCACAGACCAGCGUUCCGAUACCAGCGAAGUCUAACAGAGUCUGUUUUGUCCCAUUCACCUCACAGUCCAUCAUACAUUCCUAACUUUCAGAAAAGUGACUCUGAUAACUCUCCUUCCCCAACACCCAAGCCUUUAUCGCCUGCAUUCAUCUUCUCCAAGUCUGCUCUUCCAGUCACUUCUCCCAAGUUGGAUUCCUUACCUUCUUUCAUACCACCUCCAAUGGUUCCCGCUCGAGGUGGAAGUUUGCUAAAUAAAAGUUAUUCCCCUUCUUAUGCCACAAAUAUCACCUCAUCUAGAGUUUUUCCUAAAGAAACAACACUUAAGACAGAACAUGUAUCUCUUGAAGGGUCUCAGCCCCUGAAUACCCUUCGCAACAAUGUACCGCCACAAGAUGCACCUUCACACCAAUUGCCCCCUCGUAAAACAACAGAAGUCUCAGAUGUAGAUAUUUUACUGCCAAGUGACACCUAUAAAGCUGAGCUAGUACCUAUCAAUGCAGAAGCAAAACCUUUGCACACCCCAAAACCCCCAGUCUGGGCAGAAAGAGUUGAUGUCAUAUGUCAUGAUAUACUCCCCAAAAAGAUCUACAACGUAAGUCAUAUAUCAGAGACCAGCAAUUAUACUACAUCAGCCACUAGAGAAAGUACACUUUAUGCCACUUCUACCCCAACCACAACAAAGUCUAUACCAACUGAAGACUCACACAUUGCGGAACUCACACAUUCUGCUGAUCUAUCCACCACAAAGACUGUCCAGCCUACUACAGACCCUGGAAUCCAUAUUGCCCCUUACACUACAGAGGACCUCCUUGCCCCUGUCCCACCAGUGAUUGAAGACACGUGUCCAAUUGCUCAAGCUACCACACAAACUCCAUUGCUUCCUAUUUCACCCACUCCCAACGCUAAAUUAACUCCUAUUCUUCAAAUGUCUGAAUCCACAUUCCAUCCUGUUCCACCUACUUCAGAUACCACUCUCAACACUUCUCUCUCUAUUCAAAAAGCUGCUAUAAUCACUUCUGCAAAUAUUACAGAAGCCAUAUUCUCUCCACUCAACACAAUAGCCAAACUCUCUAGUGCUUCACCUAUAAAAGAGGCCACACUGCCUGCUCCUCCACAGAAAACAGGGGCCACACUCCCUGCUCUUCCACCCAUAACAGAGCCCACGCUCCCUGCUCCUCCACCCACAACAGAGCCCACGCUCCCUGCUCCUCCACCCACAACAGAGGCCACACUGCCUGCUCCUCCACUCACAACAGAGGCCAUACUCAUUGCUCCUCCACUCACAACAGAGGCCACACUCAUUGCUCCUCCAUCAACAGAGGCCACACUCACUGUUCCUCCACCCACAACAGAGGCCACAUUCAUUGCUCCUCCAUCAACAGAAGCCACACUCUCUGCUCUUCUACCCACAGCAGAGGCCACACUCCCUGCUCUUCCACGCACAACAGAAGCCACACUCCCUGCUCCUCCACCCACAACAGAGGCUACACUCGCUGCUUCUCCACAGACAAAAGAGGCCACACUCACUGCUCCCCCACCCACAACAGAGUCUACACUCACUGCUCCCCCACCCACAGAGGUCACACUCACUGCUCCUCCUCCCAAAGCACAGGUCGAACUCCCUGCUCCUUCACCGACAACAGAGACCACAUUGCCUGUUCAUCUACCCACAACAGAGGCCACAUUCCCUGCUCCUUCAACGACAACAAAGGCCACACUGCCAGCUCCUUCACCCACAUGUGCACCAGUUGCAGAGGCAAAACAUGAUUUAGUUUCACCUUCGACAACCUUGUCUUUACUCAACUUUGUGUCUCCUCUGCCAUAUACUCCAUUCAGUUUAGAAUCCAAACACAUUGUAAAAUCUCCAGCUGUGCAGAAAAAAAAAGCAAUGUCCUCAUUAUUAGAUGAAUCUCCCUCUGCACUUGUCCAUCUUUCUCCUCUCACAGACAGAGAUAUCACCUCUACUGUUAGAACAACUACUUCUGUGACUGGUCCACUAGCUUCUCCCCCCAUAAACACACCAUCCACUCCCUUCAGUGACACUUUAACUAUUCCCCCAACUGUCACAUCAAGUGCUCCCACAACUGACACAACUCUACCACAACAGGAUCAGCUGCCUGACACACCAUAUGAAACACAAUGUUUGAUCACUGAUAAUAGACUUGAGGCUCCACCCACUGACAGCUUUCUUAUAUGCAAAGCUCCUCCCACUAACAAAACUCCACCUACUGGUGAAAUUGGAAACCUGCCUUCUGAUAGAUCAUUUACAUAUCAAGUCCUUCCUACUAGCAGUAUACUUAUAACUGGAACCCCCCGUACUGACCAAAUCCCACCAUUGGUGAGCUCUCCGAUAUGUGAAGCCCUCCCCACUGAAAAUAUACUGGUAACUGGAACACCACUCUUUCAUACCUCCGCUACAAAUGAGGCCCAGCCCAAGGACAAUAUACUUCUGAUUGAAACCUCACCCAGAGACAUAUCACUUCCUCCUGAGUCCUCUCCAACUGAUGAAAUAGUUCUAACUGAAACCCCUCUCACUGGUACAUCAUCUGCAUAUGAGACUCCUCCCACUGACAAUAGAAUUGUAACUGAAACCCUGCCCAAUGAUACAUUAUUUACAUAUGAGACUCCUCCCACUGACAAUACAAUUGUAACUGAAACCCUGCCCAAUGAUACAUUAUUUACAUAUGAGGCUCCUCCCACUGACAAUACAACUGUAACUGAAACCCUGCCCAAUGAUACAUUAUUUACAUAUGGAGCCCCUCCCACUGACAAUACAACUGUAACUGAAACCCUGCCCAAUGACACUUCAUUUACAUAUGAAGCCCCUCCCACUGACAAUACAGCUGUAACUGAAACCCUGCCCAAUGACACUUCAUUUACAUAUGGAGCCCCUCCCACUGACAAUACAGCUGUAACUGAAACCCUGCCCAGUGACAUAUCAUUUACAUAUGGAGCCCCUCCCACUGACAAUACAACUGUAACUGAAACCCUGCCCAAUGACACUUCAUUUACAUAUGGAGCCCCUCCCACUGACAAUACAGCUGUAACUGAAACCCUGCCCAAUGACACUUCAUUUACAUAUGAAGCCCCUCCCACUGACAAUACAGCUGUAACUGAAACCCUGCCCAAUGACACUUCAUUUACAUAUGGAGCCCCUCCCACUGACAAUACAGCUGUAACUGAAACCCUGCCCAGUGACAUAUCAUUUACAUAUGGAGCCCCUCCCACUGACAAUACAACUGUAACUGAAACCCUGCCCAAUGACACUUCAUUUACAUAUGGAGCCCCUCCCACUGACAAUACAGCUGUAACUGAAACCCUGCCCAGUGACAUAUCAUUUACAUAUGGAGCCCCUCCCACUGACAAUACAGCUGUAACUGAAACCCUGCCCAAUGACACUUCAUUUACAUAUGGAGCCCCUCCCACUGACAAUACAGCUGUAACUGAAACCCUGCCCAGUGACAUAUCAUUUACAUAUGGAGCCCCUCCCACUGACAAUACAACUGUAACUGAAACCCUGCCCAAUGACACUUCAUUUACAUAUGGAGCCCCUCCCACUGACAAUACAGCUGUAACUGAAACCCUGCCCAGUGACAUAUCAUUUACAUAUGGAGCCCCUCCCACUGACAAUACAGCUGUAACUGAAACCCUGCCCAGUGACAUAUCAUUUACAUAUGGAGCCCCUCCCACUGACAAUACAGCUGUAACUGAAACCUUGCCCAGUUACAUAUCAUUUACAUAUGGAGCCCCUCCCACUGACAAUACAGCUGUAACUGAAACCCUGCCCAGUGACAUAUCAUUUACAUAUGGAGCCCCUCCCACUGACAAUACAGCUGUAACUGAAACCCUGCCCAGUGACAUAUCAUUUACAUAUGGAGCCCCUCCCACUGACAAUACAGCUGUAACUGAAACCCUGCCCAGUGACAUAUCAUUUACAUAUGGAGCCCCUCCCACUGACAAUACAGCUGUAACUGAAACCCUGCCCAGUGACAUUUCAUUUACAUAUGGAGCCCCCCCCACUGACAAUACAGCUGUAACUGAAACCCUGCCCAGUGACAUAUCAUUUACAUAUGGAGCCCCUCCCACUGACAAUACAGCUGUAACUGAAACCCUGCCCAGUGACAUAUCAUUUACAUAUGGAGCCCCUCCCACUGACAAUACAGCUGUAACUGAAACCCUGCCCAGUGACAUAUCAUUUACAUAUGGAGCCCCUCCCACUGACAAUACAGCUGUAACUGAAACCCUGCCCAGUGACAUAUCAUUUACAUAUGGAGCCCCUCCCACUGACAAUACAGCUGUAACUGAAACCCUGCCCAGUGACAUAUCAUUUACAUAUGGAACCCCUCCCACUGACAAUAUACUUCUAACUGAAACUCCACCCACAUCUGAGGCCCAUCCCACUGAAAAUAUACUACUAAUUGAAGCCCUCACCAGUGAUGCAUCAUCUACAUCUGAGGCCCCUACCAGUAACAAUAUAGUCCCUAUUGAAACCCAACACACAUUUUUCUCACCCACUUCUGAGAUUCCAACCACAGACAGUAGAUGUCUUAUUGAAAACAUGCCCACUGAUGUUUCAUUUCCAUCUGAGACUUUUCCCAUUGGCAGCUCUUUUCUAUUUCAAAGCACUCCUACUGGUAGCUCCUCAACACUUGAGACUUCUCCCACUGACAAUAUACUUCCAUAUAACACUCCACUAACUGAAAGCCCAUUUAAAUCUGAGCAUCCCCCAACAUACUAUAGUAAUCUUUUAGAAAACCCACCUCUGUCUGAGAUAUCUUCCACUGGUAAUGUUCUUCUACCUGAUGUCCCAUUCAACAAUAUUACUCUUUUAAAUGAGGCUGCGCCUACUGAGGACUUACUAAUAUUUGAGGCCAAGCCCACUGCCAACUCAUUUCAAUUUGGGGUUGCUCAAACAGAAGUCCCUCUGUGGCCACUGGACCACAAACAGCCCAGGAAUCUACAAACCCCUGACCCACGGCCUGAGAUGGAGAUCAUCAGUAAAAAUAGUACCAUAGACACGCCAUCUACAAUGACCUCAGGAAUCAUGGAGCAUUCUGUAGAUUUAAAGGAACCCCUUCCCCUGUUGAAGUCUUUUCAUGUGAACAGUGAAGAGGUAGUAGAUUCCAGUUUGCCGGUGGAAAAUCCGUGUGCUAGUUCGGCUCUUGACUGCUGAUCUGAUUUCUACACGUGUGACUUCUUUUGGAUCUGAAACCCAAGUGUGACACAUUCUAAAAUAAAUGCACUGGUGAGGAAAAAUAAGAGGAUUUAGCCACUUAGUUGACCAACAGCACAUCUUUCAGAGAUUAACCAUGCUCUUGUGUCUUCACUGCUGUUGGAAGGAAAUUCAUGAAUACCACAACCACUCAAAUAACAUUUCGGGGCCUACUUAAGAGAUGACCUACCACUAAUAAGAGUAUUAUACAUAUGGUCCUGCAACUUACAAAAUGGAGUAAAGACAGUAUUUGCAUAGACUAUGAAUUACUGGAAAAAUGUAACUGAUUGCAAAAGGAAUGUAAUGCCACACCGAACAGAUAACCCUCACCACAAGGAAAUCUACAAGACACAUAAAUGGGGGGCAGCAAAUGAGCCAUGGACACCUCCAGCAGAAUGUUCUCUGCUGAAAUCUGUGAAAAGCUUGCUUGUAGCAAAUUAAUGCAUUGUGUAAGACUUGGACAUCAACACUGGAGGGUGAACUAGGAAUACCAAAACUACACGGUAUUGGUGACUAAUGAUGCCCUAUCUACACAUGGUGGGUAAUGACAAGCACGACAUCUACAUUGGAUGGCUAACGAAAAAUAUGACACCUACAUGGGGCGGAUAACAAAGAAUACAACAUCUAUGUGGAAUGGUUACUAAGAAUACCCAAUCAACAUGGCAUGGGUGACUAAGGAUACCCCAUAUACACAGGGUGGAUAACGGAGAAUACAACAACUACGUGGGAUGGUAACUAAGAAUACCAAAUCAGCAUGGCAUGGGUGACUAAGUAUACCCCAUAUACACAGGGUGGAUAACGAAGAAUACAACAACUGCGUGGGAUGGUAACUAAGAAUUCCAUAUCUUCUUAGGAUAAGUAGCCAAGAAUCAAGAAGGUUGAGUCACAAUAUUGGGCAGGAGGAUUUGGACCCAGUAGAGGUUGGCCCAUACAUAAUAUUGUGUUCCAGGGACUGGAAAUGCUAGGUGCUUUGUCUUGUGGAAAUAAAUUAGGUUCAUGUCAAACAAAAAACAAGUCUAAAGAGGGAAGAAACACCUCUUGUGGGAUGUGAUAUUUAAGCACAGAAUCUAGUAACACUAAUAUAUAACCAGUCACUUGUAUAGUAUAUAAUAGAGAAUUAAAUCACAUUGUGUAUCCUGA